Molecule: messenger RNA, 4321 nt
Organism: Aspergillus ibericus CBS 121593
Lineage: Eukaryota; Fungi; Ascomycota; Eurotiomycetes; Eurotiales; Aspergillaceae
Product: RNA dependent RNA polymerase
Exons: 1
Coding region: 274-4200 (1308 amino acids)
Biological process (GO): siRNA processing
Cellular component (GO): nuclear RNA-directed RNA polymerase complex
Molecular function (GO): RNA-directed RNA polymerase activity
Source: RefSeq, a predicted model, not a curated record
CCUGCUCAUGCCCCUCCCUCCGCUCCUGGCUGCCUCCAAUACUUCUUCUUUGACCGUCUGGGCCCUCCGCAGACCCGUGUGUGAUGGGGAGAUAAACCGCGGUCGAACUUGAGCCUCCCGUUUGUUUACGCUGCUUGAUUUUUAGGUGGGGAGCCCAGCGCUUGAUCGACCUCCGGGGACGCACCACGCAAUUGCGCCGCAACAACCGAGGAACUGGCAGGUCUGGACUAGAAACUAAAGAGAGCGCCGUCGGUUGCCACCCACGCCGGGGCCAUGGUCUUUCCCCAGACGCCGGUCAGAAGCGGGCCGGAGCUGAGCCAGCUGGUCGAUUCGAUCAAUGAGCAGUUUGAUUUGGACAUCCCCAAUCCACGGAUCUACUCGCCCUCUAUUGGGCGAACUGAUAGCUCCCUCUCGUGGAGCAUCUACCGCCGACUCAAACGGCUCUAUUUUGAUCGGAGCGUAGAUCUGAAUCAAAUCCUGAACAAUUUCGAGGAAUGGGUCGUUUCCCAAUCAACGACAGACCUUCACAGAGCCAGUCGUUUGGGGCAUAUGCCGGGUUCAUUCUUAAGCUUCUCCGGGAGAGAUACCUUAACUGGCAAUGGAUGCAUGAGAAUCUCACAGUAUGAGAGACAUGAGCGCCUAACAUACCUGGGAGGGCUAAUAGAGGACGAGCUCUAUCUGCUCAACAAAGGGUCCUUUUCAGCACUCAAGGGAGAUGGCGGGCUUCCAGCAGAGCCACCAGCUACAGGCAAGUCACUGAAAAGGAGGCUUUCGAUCGAGGAGGAAUUCCAUACUGCUCCAAACUCUCCGGUCAAAGAUGCAGACCGAGCGGAUACUCCUAUGGAUAGGGAAGAUGUCUGCAAUCUUGACCUCGGAGGUGUCAAUAGAGCCCUAGAAUUACAGCCCACCACUACCACAGUGCCAGUCCAUAUCUUUAAGAGCCCCAAGACCACAGACAUGACGAAGAAACCGUCUAAGUUCGUGGAACGUCUGACAGCUGCUGACAAUUACCAGCGAUAUGAGGCAAUUCCCACGGUGGACAACAGUGCCAACUUCAGUUUCUCCACGACUGAGGCGUCUUCCGCGUUUCUUUAUUCCAAUAAUGGUCGUUAUGAUACCUCGUUUACGUCGACUGUCACUGAUGUCACUGAGCGAAUUCCGGACUCCGAAUCCAUGUACGAGGACUCUGUGGUAGGGCAUUUGCUAAGCCAAGAGACAAGUUUCGAGGAACCGCAACCCUCAGCUGCCUUCCCCCAGGAGCCCCGGUACUCAGUGGAAGGAGGUUUCAUGGGCGAGCUCAUCCACUUCGGACCGUUCUCCCUCGAUUAUCAAUACCCGAGCUCCGUUCCCCUUCGGUAUCGAUAUGAACUAGAGCGGGUGGCUAGAGCGUGGGGGAUACAGUUGGAUCAGAUGCUGGUUGGCUCCAGUAUCUCUUUCAAGACUUUGGAUGAUUUUUGGGGGUGGAUCGCGGGUCACAACCAGCGUAAUGGGAGACGGCUUCCAGAGAAGCCUUCUCGCAAGGCUUGGGAGGCUGCUACUGGAAGUUUCCGGACUGACAAACAUUCUGAAGUGACUGUUCUCACGGGAGACCUGGAAUGGUGUGAUGAAUCCGAGAAAGGGAUCCUCAAAAUGAAGCUGAAUCCCUUGAAAACUGAACGGACCUGCCGCUUUCAUCGUCGAUUUGGAUCCGAUAGGUUUCUCAGUCUCACUAUACCAGCUCCGGCGCGGCCACCAUCGCAUCUCCGACUGCCCUCACAGCCUACCCUCUUGCGGGAAACCUUGGCUUUAUGGCUGACACAGAAUGUCCACCGGUGCUUGGGAAGGACGUGGAAACCGUUCUUUGUGGAAGAGGUCAAGACCAAGCGGAAGAUCAAGUCCGAGCCUAAAUUCCGGGUUGACUUCUUUGCUAUUGAUGGCAUUGAUUUUGACCAUGGGUUACGCCCGGUCCCCUCUGUUGCUCCUCCUAACCAGGACAGUAGUCGGCAUACUCCCAUGAGUCUGGAUGCCCUCAUUGACUGGCACAUGCCUCGAGAAGCAAAUCGCAGCCAGUCCAACUGCAAGUUGUUUCAGCGCUUCUCCUUGGGUCUCUCGAAGACGUUCGCUACAGUGGUGCUGAAGCCACAACAGGUCUUGCCGUUAUCCGACGCGCCCAACCGCCCGGUGAUGAAUGAUGGCUGCGCUUUAAUGUCCCGGGGCCUAGCCAAUCAGAUCUGUGACUCGUUGGGCCUGACGGGGAUUACUCCGAGCGCGUUUCAAGGGAGAAUUGCCGGCGCCAAGGGGUUAUGGAUGGUCGACCGGCACCAGUCCGAGAUCUCCGCGGGCGGAGAUGACAUCUGGAUUCAAAUCUCCGACUCGCAGUUGAAGAUUAAACCCCAUCCACAUGGGUGGCAAGGGCCUGUCGACGAUGAGCAGCUGACGUUCGAGGUGGUCAAUUGGUCGAAACCGUUGCACCCCGUGGAUCUGAACACGCAGCUCUUGGCCAUCUUGGAACAUGGUGGGCAUGUGAAGGAACACAUUGCUGACCUGACCCGGUUAGGGAUUCAGUCGGUUUAUCAAGAUUUUGCGGAGGUUCUCAAGUCCGAUAGCCCGGUGCUCUGUCGGAGUCUGGUCCAGAAGAUCCGGCCGUCGGGAGAUGAUGGCGUGGGGCUGAUCUCACAGAAGGCCUUGCGUUAUGAACAGUGGAUGAGCAACGAUGCGGAAUUCAUCAUCCGGCUCACCGAAGCUGGUUUUGGUCCGCGGAGCUUCUAUCCCCUUCGUAAGCGACUUGGCAAGUGCCUUCGAGAGCUGCUCAAUCGAUAUGUGGAUGAGCUCCAUAUCGAGGUGCCCCUUUCGACAUAUGCCUUCUGUAUUGCGGACCCAUACGGAGUGUUGGAGCCAGAUGAAGUCCACUUUGGCUUUUCCAACAACUGGCGCGACGGCAAUGGCCAAUUUGAAGACAACCUGCUCGACGGGGUCGACGUUCUCGUCGGCCGUCUUCCCGCUCAUCUCCCUUCCGAUAUCCAACGCCGACGAGCGGUGUGGAAACAAGAGCUCCGACACUUCAAGGAUGUGAUUGUCUUUCCCAGCAAAGGGGAUAUUCCUUUGGCGCACAUGCUGUCUGGUGGGGACUAUGACGGAGAUACGCCGUGGAUCUGCUGGGAUCAGAAUAUCGUGCGCAACUUCGACAACACGGAUCUGCCGAGUGUCGAGUUUCCCCCGGAGCACUUUGGCCUUACGAAACAUUCUGUACCGAUGCGAGACAUCCAGUCCAUGGAUGAGUUUCUCCAGAGCGCAUUCACGUUCAACCUGACUCUAUCCAAUCUCGGGCGCUGUACCGUGGAGCAUGAGAAGAUCGCCUACGAAGAGUCAAUUGACUCAGCCAAGGCGAAGGAGCUGGCCUGUCUCCUCAGCCACUUGGUUGACGGCCGCAAAGGUGGCGUACACCUCCCGGAACGAUCUUGGCAAAAGUAUCGCAAGAAGAUCAGUCCGAGGGUGCGCGAACUGCCCGCCUAUAAGAAUCCCACGCGGCGGUAUAAGAAAUCCAAUAUCAUCGAUUAUCUCCGAUUCGAGGUAGCCCGCGACGAGCAGCGCAAAAUGCUGACGAAGCUCGAGAAAGCAUACCCCGAAGAGGAGGCAUGCAGCAAAGAUGAGGAUCUCAUACGGCCAUGGCAGACGCUGGAAGAACAGGUUCAGUUAGACCGGCAAGGAGGCGGGGAACUAUACCGCGCCGCCCAGCAAUUGAAGAAAAUCAGUGGCUUCUUCGAACGAUGGAGAAAUUCUCUACAAGGGGGUCAGAACUCAUUCUCACCUCUCACCCUGGAGGCUGCUGAUGAAGCCAGAGCCAUUCCUCCUCCGUCUGGCAAUCAUCCGUUGGUCCAGGUGUGGCAACACAGUCGAGACGAAUGGCUCCGGGUUCUCGCGUCGUACACAUACUUUAUGCAUCCCCGUUCCAGCUUUGUGAUGCACGCCUUUGGAGAAAUACUCUGUCAAAUCAAGACGAGCACGCUGCCGGCCCGGACUGUGACGACUGAAAUGCUCUCUUGCUAUCGUGUCAACCAGAAGAUGGUGUCGCGGCUUACCGCCCGGGACGCUCUGGGCGAGGAAGAGACGUUGGAUGGAGAGGACGAGUAUGAAGGGCAUGAGGCGAUUGAAGCGAUGUUGUUUGGGAUGCGGCCAUCUGGGGGAUAUUAUGACCCGGAUGACUGCAUGUCUGUGGAAUAGUUGAUAGCAGCGACAUUGGAUAUCACCGAGCGCUGUAUGUGAUGAAAUGAUAUGAUUGAAUCACCAGUUGGUGCAUGUACAUGGUACAAAAGCAAGGCAGGCGGUAGGACACGGCAAUAGA